This is a messenger RNA of Anoplophora glabripennis (Asian longhorned beetle), 1932 nucleotides long. RefSeq names its product serine/threonine-protein phosphatase 5 (gene PpD3). The transcript has 9 exons. Lineage: Eukaryota; Metazoa; Arthropoda; Insecta; Coleoptera; Cerambycidae. Gene Ontology annotation, molecular function: protein serine/threonine phosphatase activity; protein binding. Bases 227 to 1696 code for a protein of 489 amino acids. Gene Ontology annotation, cellular component: cytosol; nucleus. The record is from RefSeq and is a predicted model, not a curated record.
UGUAUCAGUUCAGAGUAACUCUGUACUGCUAAUAGCUUCUAUAUCUGCGAAAUCGGAAGGCCCCCUGAAUUCAAUUACCAACUGAUGAUUUUGGAGCAUGGCAUGGCGAGUUUAUUAAAAAAUUAUAAUAUCCCUAACGUUCUAAUUUUUUUUAUCUUGAUGAGCGAUGGUUAGUAAAUUGUGAAAAGAUUUUAUUUAGUAAGUAAUUAAUUAUAAUAACAAAAUAAUGAGUGCAGAAACCCAAAAUAUUCAAGUUGUAUCUUCUGAAGAUAUUGAAAAAGCCGAACAACUUAAGUCGGAUGCAAAUGAAUAUUUUAAAAAACAAGAUUAUAAUGCUGCAAUUGAUUUAUAUUCUAAAGCAAUUGAGAAAAAUCCGAAUGUAUCAAUAUAUUAUGCUAACCGUAGCUUUGCCUAUUUAAAAACUGAAUGUUUUGGAUAUGCGUUGACAGAUGCUUCAAAAGCAGUAGAACUUGAUAAAACUUACGUCAAAGGCUACUACCGAAGGGCAGCCGCUCAUAUGUCAUUGGGAAAAUUCAAGGAGGCCCUUAAGGAUUAUGAAUAUGUAACUAAGGUUCGACCCAGUGAUAAAGAUGCUAAAUUAAAAUUUACAGAAUGCAAUAAAAUAGUCAAGAAAAUUGCAUUUGAAAAAGCAAUUUCUGUUGAAGACAAUAAAAAAAAUAUUGCGGAUAGUAUAAAUUUAGAUGCUAUGACUAUUGAAAAUGAAUAUACUGGCCCUGAACUGGAAGAUGGCAAGGUAACUCUAAAAUUCAUGAAAGAUCUAAUGGAAUUGUACAAAAAACAAGGAAAACUACAUCGGAAAUAUGCCUACAAGAUACUGUUAGAUAUUAAAGCGUAUUUCAUGAAACAACCAUCUUUAAUAGACGUAUCUAUAGGAGAUGACGAGAAAUUUACGGUGUGUGGUGAUAUUCAUGGUCAGUUUUUUGAUCUUAUGAAUAUAUUUGAAUUAAAUGGCCUUCCUUCUGAGACUAAUCCAUAUUUAUUCAAUGGAGAUUUUGUUGACAGAGGGUCUUUUUCUGUAGAAUGUAUAUUUACACUUUUUGGUUUCAAGUUAUUAUAUCCGAAUAAAUUCUUUAUGUCGAGAGGCAAUCAUGAAAGUGCUACAAUGAACCAAAUGUAUGGGUUUGAUGGGGAAGUCAAAUCCAAAUAUACAGCUCAAAUGGCCGAUUUGUUUACAGAAGUAUACAAUUGGCUUCCUUUGGCACAUUGUUUAAAUAAAAGGGUGUUGGUAAUGCAUGGUGGUCUAUUUUCUCGAGACGACGUUACCUUAGAAGAAAUUAGAAAAACUGAAAGGAAUAGACAGCCGCCAGAGGACGGUCCGAUGUGUGAAUUGCUAUGGUCAGACCCGCAACCGCAGCCCGGAAGAGCGCCAAGCAAAAGAGGAGUUGGUUGUCAGUUUGGACCGGAUGUCACUAAGAAAUUUUUGGAUUUGAACAAACUAGAUUAUGUCAUUAGAAGUCAUGAAGUAAAAAAUGAAGGAUAUGAGGUUGCUCAUGAUGGAAAAUGUAUAACUGUAUUUUCAGCUCCCAAUUAUUGUGAUACUAUGGGUAAUAAAGGUGCAUUUAUAACCUUAAAUGGGAAAGAUAUGUUACCAAAGUUCACUACUUAUGAAGCGGUGCCACAUCCGAAUGUUAAACCAAUGGCAUACGCAAACUCCCUACUAAGUCUAAUGUGCUAGUACCUGCCUUUUUGUAGUUAAUUUUAUAGAUUUUCUAAUAAUUUAAUUUUGUAAAAUCCUCAAUAGAUCAUGUAUAGGCAUUUUAAUUACUUUUGCUUUAUACGUAGUUGAACUACAAUAUUAUUAUGUAAUUAAUUAUAGGUAAUUCUACAGUUUUUUGUUAUUGUUAUAUUUUUUUGCGUCGUCUACAUAAAUGAAAUCAUCUGUAGGACCAUUAAACAAGAUGUUUAUUUUUA